GCUAACGGGUUCUGGUCCCUCAUGUGCCCCAACGAGUGCCCGGGCCUCGCGGACUGCCACGGUGCCGAGUUCGAGGCCCUCUACGAGCGCUACGAGGCCGAGGGCCGCGCGCGCAAGGCCAUCCCCGCGCAGCAGCUCUGGUUCGCCAUCCUCGACAGCCAGGUCAAGACGGGCACGCCCUACAUGCUCUACAAGGACGCCUGCAACGACAAGUCGAACCAGAAGCAUUUGGGCACGAUCAAGUCGUCGAACCUGUGC
Molecule: messenger RNA, 258 nt
Organism: Aureococcus anophagefferens
Lineage: Eukaryota; Pelagophyceae; Pelagomonadales; Pelagomonadaceae
Exons: 1
Biological process (GO): deoxyribonucleotide biosynthetic process
Cellular component (GO): ribonucleoside-diphosphate reductase complex
Molecular function (GO): ATP binding; ribonucleoside-diphosphate reductase activity, thioredoxin disulfide as acceptor
Source: RefSeq, a predicted model, not a curated record